CCCCCCGAAGGCUGGCUGGCACAAAACUGGGUCCAGUUAGCAUCGGCACACCGGCACAUCGGCAAACGUACGGUUCCAGUGCACCGGAAUGGACGAUUAUCCGAUCACGAGCGAAGAUCCGGAUGUACGCCAACAGUUUGCGGAAAACAUCUUCCAAAUAUUGCGUCCGCUGUCCGCGUCGGAGAUGCCUCCGCGUACUAACCGGCCACUGGAUGAGGAAUCGUCCGAAUGCAGCGCCCUGUCCGACCCGUUCUCCGAUCUGGACGAAUCGUACAUACUGUUGGAUCAGCGGAAAAAGAAACCCGGAGUGGACGAAACCGAUGAGUUGCUGCUGAUGAAUCAAUUUACACCCGAGUUCCGGAACGCUUACGAUGAGCUGAUGGGUGCAAACCGGCUCCGGAAGCCGGAAGAUGUGGUGCAGGUGGAACCGGGUCCGAGCGAUUCCUGUGCCGGUUGUCCGGAUAUGCAGACGGCCACCGAUUUCAGUCCCAAGUUCCGGUCGUUCAUAGACGAGAUGCUGCGCAAGUGCGAUCUGCAGCAUCACCAGGAGGAGAAGAAACGACGCGAACAGCAACAGUUGCUGCAGCAGCGCAAGAAAGGCCGUGUCCGGGCGAUCGUGUCGGAAGAAUCGUUCUGUGGGCUGGAAACGGAUUCCAUGUCCGGGAUGUGGCGCAUGCUGGACGCGAUGUCGGAAAACGAGCGGGAACUGUUUCCUACCUCCGGUCCGCACUACGAUCUGUACUACGAUCGGCGGUUCGAUUGGAUGACGCGGGACGAAGUACCGUGGGAACAGAUCGAAACGUCCAAGAAGAAGUGUGAACAGUGGUUGAAGAUACCGUGCCCAACGGAGGUGCCCGAAAGUGCUAGGCCGGUGAAGCAGAAUCUAUAACCUAUUGGGAUGGUAUACUGGUGCUUCGAAGAGGUUUUUGUUUAAAUUGGUUUUUAGACAGAUUUUUUCAUUUUACGCCUGAAAGUAUGCAAUUCCAUUUAGAAGAACGUUUGAUGCGAGUGAUAAUACGUCGUUUUAUAAUAUUUUUAUCUUAGUCCUAGCGUGAGUGAUUCUUAGAAGUAGUGCCGAUUAUUAACUCGUCAGGAGAUGGUAUUGUAUUGUAUAUUGCAUACUUCUAGGCGCUCUUUAGCUAAAGCAUGAACCAGCAGCAAUGAAGCGUCGUGAGUGCAUACACACGUACACCAGUAAAUGCAUUUCUUUUUCUAAAGAGUGUAACGUUGCAUUUGGAAUUGAAUAAAACUUUAUGACUUUAAGUGGGGUUUGCUUAAAAGCUUA
Molecule: messenger RNA, 1285 nt
Organism: Anopheles stephensi (Asian malaria mosquito)
Lineage: Eukaryota; Metazoa; Arthropoda; Insecta; Diptera; Culicidae
Exons: 2
Coding region: 89-889 (266 amino acids)
Source: RefSeq, a predicted model, not a curated record